AUGGUUUCCCCGGAUAAUUUUGAUGUCUCCUUUGAUCCGGUUGUUUCCUUUGACUUGGACUCUUUUCCAGACUUGAUUGUCUCAAAGGAACCUGUUGCCUCCUUUGAUUUGGUUGUUUCUGCAGAUUUCGUAGUUCCAGUCAGCACCCCUGAAGGUUCUUUUGAUCUCGAUCUUUCUUCAGAUUUGACUGCUUCGCCGGAAAGGUGCUGUGUGCCUUUCGAAUUUUUAUCUUCUUUGGAUUUCUUGCCAAAGCCUCUAAAACUUUUGUAUAAACAUGAUUAUAUUAAAGGCAGAACUGACAGUUUGUGGAUAGGCGUCACGUCUCCUUUUCUAAAUAUCAGCAAUUACUCUGUAUCAGCAACUAUUACUUAACC
Molecule: messenger RNA, 374 nt
Organism: Strongylus vulgaris
Lineage: Eukaryota; Metazoa; Nematoda; Chromadorea; Rhabditida; Strongylidae
Source: the annotation of a GenBank genome assembly